This is a messenger RNA of Medicago truncatula (barrel medic), 650 nucleotides long. RefSeq names its product cell wall / vacuolar inhibitor of fructosidase 1. Gene Ontology annotation, molecular function: enzyme inhibitor activity. Gene Ontology annotation, biological process: negative regulation of catalytic activity. The transcript has a single exon. The record is from RefSeq and is a predicted model, not a curated record. Bases 63 to 602 code for a protein of 179 amino acids. NCBI's taxonomy places the organism in Eukaryota, Viridiplantae, Streptophyta, Magnoliopsida, Fabales, Fabaceae.
UGGUCAUUCAUUCAUUCCACAAAAACAAACACACUACUCUUGAAUUGUAGUUGAAAGAGAAAAUGAAGAAAACAUCAACUUGUGUGUCCUUUUUCCCUCUUCAUAUUCUUCUUCUAUCUUGUAUUCUUUUCCAAUCCUUUUCUCUAAUGAAGGAUGAUUUGGUGGACCAAAUAUGCAAACAGACACCCUUUUAUGACCUAUGUAGCUCCAUCUUACAUGCCAAUCCUCUAGCUCCAAAAUCUGAUCCUAAAGGUAUGGCCCUCAUAAUGGUCAAUGACAUUUUAGCAAAUGCUACUGACACACUAAGUUACAUUGAAGAGCUUAUCAAACAAACAACAGACAAAGACUUGGAGCAACAAUUGGCUUUUUGUGCUGAGUCAUACAUACCUGUUGUGAAAUACAUUCUUCCACAAGCAGCUGAUGCUAUAAGCCAAGGUAGAUAUGGAUUUGCUAGUUACUCCAUAGUUGAUGCUGAGAAGGAAAUUGGUGCUUGCAACAAGAAAUUUCCAGGCUCAAGUUCACUCUUAGGUGAUAGGAAUAGCAUUAUGCAAAAAUUGGUGGAUGUGGCUGCAGCCAUUGUAAAACUAUUAUUAAAUGGAUGAAUUUUUUUUUCUUAUUCAAUAAAUAAAUAGUUGAUUUUGGAUGAUUCA